AUGUCGAGUAGGCCUCCUUCGAGGGUCGUGUUUGUGGGAAACAUUCCAUAUGGCCUCUCCGAGGAGCAGAUCACAGACAUCUUCAGUAGCGCCGGCAAGGUAGAGCGCUUCCGCCUCGUCUACGAUUCGGAAACCGGACGGCCAAAGGGAUUCGGCUUCGCAGACUAUCCCGAUACUGACUCGGCUUCCUCAGCUGUCCGCAACCUUAACGAAUAUGAAAUCAUGGGUCGAAAACUCCGAGUCGAUUUUUCCAACGAGCAAAAGAGCGGCGAUGAUGAUGGCCAGACGCCUGGACAAAACACUGGCGCCUCAAACGGAGGUGCUGCUUCAAACUAUAGCUCCCAAUCAACACCACUUCCUCCGCUCCCAGCCGGAAAGGAGAUACCUCCAGGAUUGACCUGCACCGAUGCCAUUUCAAGAACUCUCAAUACCUUACCGCCGCCACAACUGUUGGACAUCUUAAGCCAGAUGAAGACACUGGCUACAACAGAGCCUCAACGGGCAACAGAACUACUUCAACAGGCCCCUCAGCUGGCUUAUGCUGUCUUCCAAUCGCUUCUCCUGAUGGGACUCGUGUCCCCCGAAUCCAUCCAGUCCGUCGUUGACCCGAACGCGCCGCCUCCCCAGCUUCCAACUGCCAACUUUCCGCCAGCAGGAUUCCCCGGUGCUCCUGUCGCAAAUCACACACCCCCCGUCACUGGGAUGCCUUAUGCGCCUCCUCCAGCGAAUAACUCGGCUUAUGCUCCUCCGGCAGCGGCACCUGCAGCAGCUCCUGCGGGUAUGGCGCAGGACCCUGACGCUCUGAUGCGAGCAGUCAUGGAGCUCCCCCAGGCUCAGAUUGACAUGCUCCCAGAGGCAGAUAGGCAGCAGAUUAUGGCGCUUAGGGCUACGUUUGCGGGUCAACGGCGAUAA
This is a messenger RNA of Trichoderma harzianum CBS 226.95, 912 nucleotides long. RefSeq lists its product as hypothetical. Gene Ontology annotation, cellular component: mRNA cleavage and polyadenylation specificity factor complex. Gene Ontology annotation, biological process: mRNA 3'-end processing. The coding region runs from base 1 to 912 and encodes 303 amino acids. The transcript is spliced from 4 exons. NCBI's taxonomy places the organism in Eukaryota, Fungi, Ascomycota, Sordariomycetes, Hypocreales, Hypocreaceae. The record is from RefSeq and is a predicted model, not a curated record. Gene Ontology annotation, molecular function: mRNA binding.